Molecule: messenger RNA, 3114 nt
Organism: Heterobasidion irregulare TC 32-1
Lineage: Eukaryota; Fungi; Basidiomycota; Agaricomycetes; Russulales; Bondarzewiaceae
Exons: 14
Coding region: 1-3114 (1037 amino acids)
Source: RefSeq, a predicted model, not a curated record
AUGCCGCCAACUGCUUAUACUCUAGGUGCUGAUCUCAUCACCCCCGUCGAUAAGGGCGCAAUAUCUUCCAUGAGUCAUUCACUGGCCCAAUGGCUUGUGGAUCCCUUAUAUCCACCUUCAGCACCCCUUCCAUGUGGGUCUAUGCCCAUCCCCGAGCAAUUCAUUCCCCACCACAAUUUGUACACAGGCAUGCCCCAUCUCUGUCAGCAUCGCGACACUGGCGAGAACACCACGUGGUAUCCAUGGCCGAACAAAGUCGUUUGCGUCCUUGAUAUCCUUCGCAACCUCCCUCGGUCUCUUUUUUCAAACUCGCAAAUAGAGAUCAUAGCCUGGGCUAUGUUUAACCUCGGCAUCUCUAACCUUCCAUCAACAUCCGGACUCAAGGAAACCGUUAACACACUGCAAGAAUGCUACGCCUGGCUGACCAGAUCUCUCAAGCAUGAAUUCAGCAAUCCUCGGGUCGGCCCACACUUGUGUGCCUAUCCAGAAGAUUCUGGCAAGCUGCUCGAGGAAGCUUGGCAGGGCGACCGCUGGCGACACGACCUCAAUUCAAGUUUGACAACGCCAAUGAUACAAAUGGGUGCUCAAGACUUCUAUUUGUUCGAACCCACCAAACUGGAUGAUGGACGCGUUAUCCUUCCAACCCACUGGUUUUUCCGCACAGAGGUGGAUGGAGGUCGGACUACCAAACUGUUUUUUGCGGAAGCAUGCCGACUAGAAGCAGUGAUAUUGGAGGGAUCGCCGAGUGGAUAUGUUGCUCAUGAAUAUGACCGGUUUAUCGUUGAUGCCCGGCAUCUUAUGUUUGCAUUCCCGACACUCGUAGACAUGUUUCAUAUGGACAAUCUACCUGAUCCAUGUGUGAUGCUAGGUUUGAUUAAAUUGUCGGGGCUGGGUAUGCAUCCAUGGACCUAUACCAAGGAUCCGGCACAAGGAAACGACUGGUGUAUCAAGGGAAAAGGACACCGUGUGCUUAAAUGGAACAAGCACAAUUCAUUCCUGUGGACACCGGCAGGACUUCCUUGUUAUUUGGCUCAAAAACAAUACAACAUGCACUUUCUCUCUACAUCUAACAUAGCACCACUACUUGAAAUGAUGGAUGGUGUGGUUACCCAGCUCGAGGAUGCUCAACAAGAAGGAAUUUGGGCAUGGGAUGUGGCAGCGCAAGAAUAUAGUAAAUUCGCGUGCCAUAUUGGUCUGCGUGGCAAGUUCUUCUGUCACGCUUGCUGGGUCAAGGGGAAGGAUGCAGACGACGAAUUAGCAGCACCCAUGAUGAUAUCUAGCAUGGCCAAUGAUGCCGGUGAGAAUGCCCUUAAUGAGAUCCACUGUGAUUCCCUGGGCAACUCUUCUGCAGAUGGUGACUCUCAAGAUGGAAAUUCUACCUCUGGUCUGUCCACCAAAAGCGCAGCUAAUGCAGACUCUCCGGAGCUUGCUGCACCAGCAAUAGUGCAGUCCGUGGGUUCGACUCUGUCGACACUUGAGGGACAAGCAGGUGCCAUCCUUGACCACCCGCUAACUAAGAAGAAAGGACGCGCUCUUAAAACAUUGCAGCAACUCUGCGAUCGUGCCCGACAUUCUCUCAGGCCCAUGGUCAUGCGCGAUAAAGAGGAUACCCAGUGGAAACUGAGGUCGAUAUUCGACACUUCACGGCGAGUGGGCAGCAUGAGUCAGGCUGCUAAGAUGCAAAUGGCUUUCGGGGUGAAGGAUACAUACCAAGAGGUGUACACAGACAAGAUCCAUGUAGUUGCUCGGAAGGUCACAGGAUCUAUGGCUGUGAGACAGAAAGCCAUAGAUGACUUGGUCAAAUCCUUCCCACCUGUGGUAUCGAGUCCAGUCUGGCGUAUUAAGAAUCUUGAUCCACACUUGGAUACCCCUGUGGAGAUCCUUCACAAAGCCCUGCUGGCGACAUGCCUGGAAUCUCUGGAUAUGUCCGGUUUGGGGUGCUCAAGGUUUGUUGGUCAAACACUUGUCCAAUAUGCAGGAUCCCUUACUGGACGCGAUUUUCGGGUCAUUACUCAAGUUACACCCUUUGUGCUAUACAAUCUGGCCGACAGUGAUUGCUACGAAGCUUGGCUGGCCCUGUUUCACCUCAUUCCCCUUGUGUGGCAGCCAUCUAUCAAGAACAAAACCGCACAUCUUGAUGAACUGGAGUGCCGGAUCGAGCACUUUCUGCUGUGCACUGUCAAAUGGACACCUUGUUGGUUCGACAAACUGAAGUUUCAUAUAGUGAGGCAUCUGGUGUAUCAUAUUUGUCGUUUUGGGCUGGCCAUACUCUUUGCGACCAAAUUGUUUGAGUCAUUUAACACGGUUAUUCGAGCACAAAGUAUUCACAGUAAUCGUCAUGCUCCCUCUAAGAACAUUGCCGUGGGAUUCGCAUAUGGCAAUUGGGUCCGCCAUAUCAUGAGUGGCGGGGUGUUCCAGCUGUGCCUCAUUGUGCGUUCAUCUAGACAGACCAUACGUGAGGGGGACUUGGAACUAGUAUGCCAGGGUCCUCUGCCCAAUGGCUCUCGCACUUGGAGGAUGGCUGGACCUGAUGCAUUGGCUCUCAUGCGGGCCAGCGAUGUUCGGUUGAACUUCAUGGCAAAACAGCUUGGGCUCCUUGAUGAUGCUGAGCUAGGCAUUCCUGGUAUGUUCUCCGCAACUAUGAAUGUAUGUACACAUUGUGUGGAUCUCAUGAUGCCGCUAGGCAUUGUGCAGCACGAUGCCACACCCCUGCAAAGGUGGGGUGCUUUGCAAACAAGUGUGCAGGCCCCCCACAGUGUGCAAAAUCCCCAACUUCAUCUUUUCUUAACAUGUGCCUCCGUCAACCUUAUUGAUGGUCAGCGCGCGGAUGCGGGAACAUGGGUUCUCAGUACUCACAAACUAGGAGGAGGGCCGGAGUUAGCGCGAGUGUCAAGGAUUAAGGAAAUCAUUCAGGUGUGCGGCACUGAGGCUCAGCUAGAGGGGCGAGUGAACGGGGUGUUAGUGCAGUGGUAUACAAAUGUGGGGACAUCAGCCAUAUACAAGCUGCCCAUACUCAAAGCGGCAGGGUGGGAACUGCUCUCAAUAGAGGCUUUGUUGUAUGCUGUGAACAUGCAACAUGAUUGUGCAUCGCACAAAUGUGAUACUUCCGCUUGA